Kuraishia capsulata CBS 1993 is the source of this 2919-nucleotide messenger RNA. RefSeq lists its product as uncharacterized. Gene Ontology annotation, molecular function: hydrolase activity; ATP binding; 3'-5' DNA helicase activity. Gene Ontology annotation, biological process: interstrand cross-link repair; double-strand break repair via synthesis-dependent strand annealing; replication fork reversal. The record is from RefSeq and is a predicted model, not a curated record. Lineage: Eukaryota; Fungi; Ascomycota; Pichiomycetes; Pichiales; Pichiaceae. The transcript has a single exon. Bases 1 to 2919 code for a protein of 972 amino acids.
AUGUCUGAAGACGUAUUUCAGUCGUUGGAUUCUUUCGACUCAUUCGAUGAUGAUGAUCUCUUGGAAAUCACGCCGCUGGCGUCCAACGUGGAACAAAUGUACGAAGACCAAGAGCGUCUGAUUGUCUCCAAAAAACCUGGGAGAUCACAGAUGACUCUCGAUGGCAGUGUUAUAACCCAGGAGGAGGAGGAAUACGUAUACAAAGAGAUCUCAAAACCCAUUACUUUUAAGAACCAUCACAACCUGGACCUGCAAGCUCUAAAGACGUUUGUAUACCCUACGAACUUGGAAUUCAGAGACUACCAAUUUGAUAUCGUCACCAAAUCACUGACCCAAAAUGUUCUCUGCACGUUACCAACGGGACUUGGUAAGACAUUUAUUGCAAGUACCGUGAUGCUCAACUUUUAUCGGUGGACAACCGAUUCAAAAAUCAUCUUCAUGGCGCCCACACGGCCCUUGGUGGCACAACAGGUCAAGGCGUGUUUUGGAAUCACGGGUAUACCGCGUCACGACACGGCCAUUUUGCUGGAUAAAGUAAAGAAGAAUCGGGCUGAAAUCUGGGCUGAAAAGCGGGUAUUUUUCACGACACCGCAGGUAGUCGAAAACGAUCUCAGCUCCGGGUUUGUGGAUCCCAAGAAGAUCGUUUGCAUAGUCGUUGAUGAGGCGCAUAGGGCAAAAGGCAACUAUUCAUAUGUCAACGUGGUAAAAUUUAUCCGGAGAUUUAGCAACAGCUUUCGCGUUCUGGCAUUGACUGCAACACCCUCCGCCGAUGUUGAGGGCGUCCAGCAAAUCAUAGACAAUCUGAUGAUAUCGAAAGUUGCCGUGCGGACCGAAAAAAGUAUCGACAUAGUCAAAUAUAUGAAACGCCGCAAAGUUGAGAAAAUACAGUGUGAUCCGACGCCGGACAUGGUGCAAAUUCUCGAGUUAGUGGCUGAGGCCGCAUCUCCGAUCCUAAAGAAAGCCAACGACGCUCACAUCUAUGAGGCUCGUGAUCCGGUCAAGAUCAAUGCAUUCCAAGCAAUGGAAGCCAGUCAGAAAGUGAUCAAGAAUCCUGCUCUUCCAGAGGGAUUGAAAUGGACAUAUUAUUUCCUGCUCCAGCUGCUAACGACAGUGGGACAGUGUUUCAGGAGGCUAAACAUCUAUGGCAUAAACUCGUUUUACUCAUACUUUCAUGAAAAACAUGACGAGUUCACUACCAAGUACGAGAACAAAAAGUCCACCAACAAGAUUGCAGCAUCCUUUUAUUACCACCACCUGAUCAAGUCGAUGGUGAAGUUCUGUGACGAGGUGAUCGCCAGGGACGAGGAAGAGGCCAGAAAUGGCAAAGUCCUGAAAGGUGUGUUCAGUCACCCAAAGUUUGAAAGGAUGGUAGAAGAAAUUCUGUUCUUCUUUGAAAGCAAUCCCGAAAACAAGAAUUCUAAAAUCAUCGUCUUCACAGAGUUUCGCGAAUCUGCUUUGGAAAUUGUGACUGUUCUCGAGAACGCAAAUACCUCGAAAGAGCGGGCUGUAAUGAGACCUCAUAUUUUCAUUGGACAGUCCAGGGAGAAAGAGAAAUUUGACCAGACAAAGUUUUUGAACAAAAACAAGAAGAAAAAGUCGAAGAAAAAGAAGAUGGGCGAUGCCUCUGAUGAGGAAGAGUCUUCAUUGCCCACCUCUGCAGGAUCCACUCGCUCUUCUGGACGUCUAGGGAGCUCAGAAGAUGCCCAACAGAAGGGAAUGAACCAGAAACAACAGAAAGACCUUAUCAAGAAGUUCAAGGAUGGAACUUACAACAUUCUGGUGGCGACUUCCAUUGGAGAAGAAGGUCUGGACAUUGGUGAAGUGGACAUGAUUGUCUGCUUCGAUUCGACGAGUAGUCCGAUCAAAAAUAUACAGCGCAUGGGACGUACCGGUCGUAAAAGAGACGGAAAGGUCUUGUUGUUGUACUCGAGCAACGAGAGGGUCAAAUUCGAAAAAGCCAUGGACAAUUACGAAUGGAUACAGAAUAAGAUCCAAAAAGGAGAUGGCAUUAAUCUGGUUGCCAGCGAUAGAAUCAUCCCGGCUGAUAUCACACCCGUGGCUGACCAAAGAGUCAUCAACAUACCAGACGAGAACAACGAACUGGUAAACGAGGCCAGCGACGUGGAUGAUGAUGAAUUUCUCAAACUAGCCACACAAGCACCCAAAAAGGCAACCAAAACUGCAAAGGGAAAUAAAACUUCAAAGGCAAGAGUGGACACAUCCGCAGCUUCAAAGCCUGUGAAACGGACUAAACAGUUCUUCAUGCCAGACGAUGUUGAAACAGGGUUCCAAAAUGCUUCUGCUCUGGUUAAGCGGGUGAAACUGAAUGAGGAAGAGAAUGCCGACACGCCGACACACGAGAAGAGUUUCCUGGACAGUCUCGUGGAAUCCGAAGGUGACGCCCCACAGGAUUCUGAUGAGGAUAUUCUUGAAUUUCUUCGAAAGGACUUCUUUGACCCAAUCCAGUCGCCCAAAUCAGAAGCCUCUGAUGUCCAGCCCGAAGUUGAGGUGCAGUUUGAAUCGAAGUCUGAGCCAGAAUCAGAACCAGAGUCUGCAAACGGUUGCUUGAACCAGUCGCAAACGAAAGCUUUUAAAGCUUUGUCCUCUUUAGAAGACGACCCCGAGUUUCAAUCCCGGUUUGAAGCAACAGAAGGGUUUCUCACCAAAGAACAGCUUCAUGAAUUCUAUCAAAAUCAUUACCGAUCCAGCCAGAAGGGCUCACAGCCAAUUCUGGACCCGAACCCAUGUCUCAGCGAGGCAUUCGCACAUGGUCAGAUCCCCCACAGCGAGCGUACAAAAAGGUUUGUCAAAACGGUGUAUGCGAUAUUCAACAUGGACUCUCAGGCUGCCCUAAAACUGAAAGCUGCAGCAGGGAAUUUGUCACCGUCAAGAGAAGCAAGCUGUAUGGUCGAUGACUAG